AUGGCUGCCAAGGUACCUCGAAACUUUCGGCUGCUCGAAGAGCUAGAGAAGGGAGAGAAAGGAUUGGGCGCAGAAUCCUGCUCCUACGGUCUUGCUGAUGGCGAGGAUCUGAUGAUGAGCAACUGGAAUGGCACAAUCCUCGGUCCCCCCCCAUGUCCCGUCCAUGAGAACCGGAUAUACAGCGUUAAUAUCCACUGUGGUCCCGACUAUCCUGACAACCCUCCCACUAUCCAAUUUAUCUCCCGAGUCAACAUUCCAUGUGUGGACCAGCGGUCAGGAAAGGUUGAUCCCACCAAACUUCCCUGUCUCGCCCAAUGGAAGCGCGAUUAUACAAUGGAGACCGUUCUGAUCGAGCUUCGCCGAUAUAUGGCCCUUCCGCAGCACAAGAAGCUCCCCCAGCCACCUGAAGGCUCGACGUUCUAA
Molecule: messenger RNA, 423 nt
Organism: Penicillium chermesinum
Lineage: Eukaryota; Fungi; Ascomycota; Eurotiomycetes; Eurotiales; Aspergillaceae
Product: E2 ubiquitin-conjugating protein MMS2
Exons: 5
Coding region: 1-423 (140 amino acids)
Biological process (GO): protein K63-linked ubiquitination; DNA damage tolerance
Cellular component (GO): nucleus
Source: RefSeq, a predicted model, not a curated record